AUGUUAAAUCAAAAUGGUAAUAAAUCAUCUACCUCCGCUGAUGUGCCAUAUUACAACUUGAACAAUAAUAAUAAUAAAGAAACUAUAGAAAAAAGAUAUAAAGAUGAUAAUUUACCUAAUACUAUAGGGCAUGUUAAUGAUAUAAAUAACCUAAUAUAUGAUAAUAGUAGCAUAAAUAUAAAAAAUGAUAGAUAUUCGUCAAAAACAUUCAUCUCAGAUAAUUCAACAAAUGGAUCAAUAUCCAAUAAGAAUAGUACUGAUGAAUCAUGCACACAAAAAUCUAAUUACAAUAUAGUAAUAAGUUCUCAUAAUAGUGAUGAUUCAUAUAAAGAAAAAACGAAAUAUAAUAAAAAAAAGAGUUUUUUCAGUGACUAUAAUGUAGUUCCAAAUAACUACCCAGUUUAUGAUAAUAACAAAAAUCGAAUGGUUAAUGAAACUAGUAAUAAUAUAUUUUCAGGACAUUCAAAUUGUGAAAAUAAAAAUAGUUGUAAUAUUAGUAAUGAUGUUUAUAAAUACCCACAUUAUAAUAUCACUAGUGCAAACAAUAGCAAUUCAGAAAACGUGACUUUAUAUCAAAAGGAAAAAAAUUAUUUAGAUCAUAAUAAUAAUAAUAAUAAUGACAAUAAUAAUGAUAAGAAUUAUGGAUAUGACAACAAUGUAGUACUUUCUGCAGAUUCAUACCAUGGCACUAAUUAUUCUUAUAACUCCCCAAAAAAUAGCACAAACAAAAAUGAUCAUAAAAAUAAUCUAAAUAAUUAUAAGCUGAAUAAUAAUAAAAUAUAUAUAGAAGAAAAAAAUGAAACAAGUGUAACAUCUGAUGGGGAAAAAAGACCAAGUAAUGUAUCUGAAAUGUACAACCUUCGUGAUGAUAAACGUGUAAAUAAUUUAAAUAAUGAUUAUUUAAAAAAAAAUUAUAUAUACAAAAGUUUAUGUAUGAAUAGAGAAAAAUCAAUGGGGCAUACAAAAAUAUUUGAUUGCAUUGAAUGCAAAAGUGGUGACGAAAAUAAUAGUAUACCCAAACAUAAAAAUAAAACUAGUGAAUUUAUUCCUAAGUAUAAAAGUUUGACAGCAAAGGAAAUACAUUAUAAUAGUUUAUCUGGAAAUGAUAAUAUAACUGUUUUAGAAGCAAACAAAAUAAAACUUGAUAUGAAUAAAAUUUCGAACAAAAGCAUAGACCCAUUACCUGAUGUAUACCCAUUUAAAUUGUCAAAAGAGUAUAGUAAAAAUGAAGCAAAAUUAGAAAAGUUAUAUCCAGCUAAUUUUAAUUAUAUAAAUAAUUAUAACAAAAAUAAUGCAAAUAUAUCAAUCGAAGAACGAAGAAAUAAUAUGCAUUCAAGUCAUAUAUUUGAUUAUGAUGAUAAUAAAAAUCAGACAAGAAAUGGCAAUUAUAGAAGUACAAAUACAAUAUUACCCCACAUAUAUAAUGAAAACAAACCAAAUGAUGAGAAACAUACAGAAAAAGAUGAAAAUAGAAAAAAAUAUCCGCUUUAUAGUGAUUUAUUUGGUAGAACAACACCAAAUAUAAAUCAAACUAUUCCAUGUGAAAAAAUAAUGCCAACUACAAUGAAUUCGAAUUGGAUGUAUUGUCCAAUAAAUAGUAAAAGAUAUUCAGGAGAAUCGAGCCCCAAUUCAGAUUAUCUUAAAUACUCUGGCAAAACUAAUUUCCAUAGAAAAUCAUAUUUUCAUAAUGAUGGAUAUGAUUGUCGAAAAAAACUUCAAGAAGCUAUAGGCAAAGGUUCAAAAGCGUCAUUUCAAAUGAACUUACAAUCUUUUAUAAAUCCAAAAAAUAAUGAUGAUACUGAUAAUUAUAAUAAUAAUAAUUAUGGGAAUGUACAAGUUACAUAUUUGCAUUUACAAAAUAUAAAAGAUUCUAUAACUGAUGAUCAAAUAAAGACAGCUAUCAAACAAAGUGGGUCCUAUAUAGUUAAUUAUGAACCUGAAUUUGAUAUUUUUUCAAAUAAACGAAAAAGUAAUGCAAAAUUAUGUAUAAGACAUUCUAACGGAAAAGAUAAUUUGAAUAUUUUAUUAAAUUUGUUUGAUAAACUUGGCAUAAAGGCUCGAAUUUUGUUUUAA
Messenger RNA from Plasmodium berghei ANKA, 2073 nucleotides. RefSeq names its product conserved Plasmodium protein, unknown function. NCBI's taxonomy places the organism in Eukaryota, Apicomplexa, Aconoidasida, Haemosporida, Plasmodiidae. The record is from RefSeq and is a predicted model, not a curated record. The coding region runs from base 1 to 2073 and encodes 690 amino acids. The transcript has a single exon.